AUAAAAGUAUUCAUGUAAUGAACUUAUGAAGUAAGGAAUAAUUAUUUAUUUCUUUUGGUCGUCAAUCCAAUCUCUAAUUUUUAUAUCCGCUUUCAGUAAUUCUUCUUCAAUUGGAAACUUGGCUUCCAAGUAUGGAUCACCCACCAACUUCAUUUUCCGGCCGCAGGCGCUCUUCCGUGAUCGACCCCAACGCUCCUCCGUCGAUAACAUCAUCAGCUUCACCAACACCUCGGAGGUCCUCCGCAUGGGAUACUACUCCGAUGCAAUCCAUCGCUCCUACGGCUUCCGACAUCUCCAGCAGGCGAGCGUCGGAAGCCACUGAAGCUUCUUCUAAUUCCGACGCUGUAAACAUUGCAGCCCGAAAGGCUUCGGCUUGGGAUGAUGAAGAUAGUACCGCUUCUAUGAGCGGUACUACUCGAGGUUCGAUAUCAGAUAUUGCUGGGCGCAGAGCUACCGCUUUGGACCGGCCACCUUGGGAUGUGUUUUCCGGGGCUCCGCUGGGAAAUGAGGGGUCCACCUGGGGUUGGAUGUCUGAGAUUCUUGCCAUGACUUCUGGUACAGGACUACCUCCUAGUGGUGUCGGUCCUACUUCAGAGAGAAUCCGAGUAUAUUAUACUGGUAAUGUCAACUACAUCCUCGAAACCCACAACGAGCAGAGUCUGGCUAUUGCUAAUGUUGAGGCUAUAAUGUACGCCUAUGGAAUUGAUAAGGCCUGUGCUAAAGACAUCUUGAGCAAAGUUGACCCCCGAAAAAGUGGGAUAUUCAACGUUAACUCUCAAACCAAGCAAAUUCUAGUUUCCUCAACCAUCAACUUCUCUCCGCCAAAGGAGCCACUUAGUAAUCUUAGGCAAGCUAGCAAGUGCUUUCGCAAAAACUUGCUCUCACCACUCCAUUUUGCUGCCUACAUUCUCGACGUCUUGAAAGGAAGAUACAUAGGAAAUGAUCCCCGAUUCAUGAUCCUUGGAAUGUAUAGCAUAUUUGGAGUUUUGGAGGGUUCGACGAAGCGUGAUUUUACCACCAAAGACGUGGAGAAGUUUGCAGGACUAUGGAAAGUAAAUAAUUCAGACCAAGUACAAGACCUUAUAAAUAUGAUCAAAGAUGAUCACAAUGGAUCUAUUUCCUGUUUGGACUUUUACAAUUUACUGUACCGUCGAAACAUAUUUGGAAAGCAACGAAUCGAAAUGUUUGAUACUCAAGGGCAUCAAAACCCAUCAAUGUUCUUCCCUCUAAUGGACAAAGACGAAGAUGGAUUCCUCUCCUCUAUGGAUCUCCGUAGUUUCGCUGCCAUCUUUGGCCGAUACCCAUCAGAUGAAGCGGUUGAUCGUGUGAUCCGCAAGCUUGAUGUUGAUGGUGAUGGUAAGAUCAGCUUGGAGGAUUUUCGUGGGGCAAUGGGGCCUAAUUUAGAUGGGAUGGCAUGGGAAUUUUGGUUGGUUGCUAUCUUGCUUACUUUUGAGCUGUAGUUACUUUAAUUUCUUUCACAUGGCAAGAAAGUUGAGAAUAAGUUCUUUGUCCUAGUAUCGCAUUUGUUAGUAGGUUAAUCGAUCUUUUGUUCUCGUGUGUUCGAUAUUAAUCUUCUCGGAGAAGAAAGAACAGAGAAUAAGAUACAUCUUAUGGAUUCCGAUAAUAUAAAUGUUUUAAGAAUUGAAUA
Messenger RNA from Chenopodium quinoa (quinoa), 1648 nucleotides. RefSeq lists its product as uncharacterized. The transcript has 3 exons. The record is from RefSeq and is a predicted model, not a curated record. Gene Ontology annotation, molecular function: calcium ion binding. The coding region runs from base 132 to 1460 and encodes 442 amino acids. Lineage: Eukaryota; Viridiplantae; Streptophyta; Magnoliopsida; Caryophyllales; Amaranthaceae.